GUCUCAGAAUAUCAUACAACAUCUACACAUCAGGACAAUGAACGUGUCCAACAACUGCAGUGUCUCAAAUCUAGAACUGUAUCACCAGGUUCGUCUCAUUGAAUUUGCUCUGUAUAACGUUAUUUUCUUUUUUGGAGCACUAUUUAAUUCCUUUGCCCUCUGGGUGUUCUUCUUCAAGAUAAAGAAGUGGACAGAAACCAGGGUGUAUGUAAUCAAUUUAGUCUUUGCAGACUGCUUCGUCAUCUGCACCUUGCCUUUCAUGGCUUAUUUGCUCUGGAAUAAGGCAACUCGAGAUGAACUCUGCCAGUUUAUAGAGACAAUGUAUUUUAUCAACAUGGUAGUGAGCAUCUACAUAAUUUCAUUUAUCUCCAUCGAUCGAUAUAUUGCCAUAAAGCACCCCUUGAAAGCCAGCACCUUCAGAUCUCCAUCAAAGGCUGCUCUUCUCUGUGGGCUUCUGUGGGUCUCCGUGAUAACUGGUGCCACCUUACAGCUCUGGCAGAGACACGCCACUUUCUGCUUUCAGAAGGAUACCACCACACCUGCUGCUCUGAGCCUGCUUUCCAUUUUCUUCGUUUUUACUCUUCCAUUAGCAGUCUUGACUUUUUGCUCCACAGAAGUAAUCAGGAACCUUAAGAGAUGUCUGAACACAAAUUCACCAGAGGAGAAAUUAAUUCAGAAAGCUAUUCACAUUAUUUAUGCGAACCUGAUUGUAUUUCUGAUAUGUUUUCUGCCAGCCUACCUUGGGAUACUUGCCAGGUUCAUAAUGGAGAGAGUUGGAGCUACCUGUUUUCUGCUUCAGAUUAUGAAGAACUUCUCCAUGACGAGGUGUAUUGCCACAUCCAACUGCUGCCUGGAUAGCAUCUGCUACUACUUUGUGACCAAGGAGUUCCAUGAAGCUCUUCUACUGCUCAAACCCACCACUGAAAAAACAGAUCAAAUCCACCCCUUGCAGUCACAGACUUGCUAA
Messenger RNA from Antrostomus carolinensis (chuck-will's-widow), 967 nucleotides. Its product is annotated as G-protein coupled receptor 35. The record is from RefSeq and is a predicted model, not a curated record. Gene Ontology annotation, cellular component: plasma membrane. The annotation marks the transcript as partial. Gene Ontology annotation, molecular function: chemokine receptor activity. NCBI's taxonomy places the organism in Eukaryota, Metazoa, Chordata, Aves, Caprimulgiformes, Caprimulgidae. Gene Ontology annotation, biological process: chemokine-mediated signaling pathway; positive regulation of Rho protein signal transduction; phospholipase C-activating G protein-coupled receptor signaling pathway. The transcript has a single exon.